This is a messenger RNA of Rotaria socialis, 720 nucleotides long. The record is from the annotation of a GenBank genome assembly. NCBI's taxonomy places the organism in Eukaryota, Metazoa, Rotifera, Eurotatoria, Philodinida, Philodinidae.
AUGAAAUCAACUCAAAACAUUCGUGUAACUUAUCGACCAACUAUUGGUGAUGAUUGUUUAAAAAUUUUCCUAAGCAAUCUCGAUGGUCGUAUUAAUACUCAAGAUCUGAAUGCAUUCUUCAGUCCAUACGGUAAAAUUGAACAUAUUGAAUCUUGGACUCCAAAAUCUGCCAUUAUUCUUUUUUCUGAUAUCGAUUCCAUCGAUCGUGUUCUAUCGAAACAUCGAAAAUGUACUAUUAACAGACAAGAAAUAUUUAUUCGUCGUUUUCGUUAUGGAUAUAUCGAACGUGCUUAUAUGGAUUCCAAUAUUUUAUUUAUAAAACCAAUGAUACAUGAUUUAUCUAUCAAAUGGAAUGAGAAAACAAUCCGUAAAUGUUUUCAAGGAUAUGAAAAAUAUAUUGAAAAAAUUCGAAUCCUAUCGAAUUCAUAUUGUGCAUUUAUUCGUUUUAAUGAUUAUGAUAUCGUCGAUCGAAUUCUUGUUCAAACGGAUAUGUUUAAUAUUAAUGGUGUAUCAAUUGAAAUGAAACGAGCAAAAACUAAUGAAAAACAAAUAGAAGAUGAUGAUAAAUAUGUUGACAGAUUAAUUCAAAAGAAUAAAUUAUUAAAAAAACAGAUUGAACGUCAAAAGGUGGAUGCUCGUCAUGAAAUUAAAUUUCUCAGACAUAAAAUACGUAAAUUAAAAGAUGAACUUAUCGAUUCAAAAUCUCGAUACCAUUAUUGA